AAGGCAGUGAGCGACAGAGCCAAGCAGCCCUCUACACUCCGUAUGUAAACAAUAUAUGGAAGUUAUCAAGUAAUCUUAAACCAGUAAGCAGCAACAAUCACCCAGGGUGCAAAGGAGGCCCCUGGCCUGAAGCGCCCCCCCACCCCGUAACCCUUCCUUUUCCCUGCCUACAGAAGGGCCGACUGCCCGGUUUCCUAGCGGGCGAGCGGAGCAGAAUCGGAUACAGUCACACACCGAGGAAGGAGAGGCUGAAGGCAGCAGCCAGUACAGAAGAGGAUGGAUUUCCAGCAGCUGGCUGACGUUGCGGAUAAAUGGUGCUCCAACACCCCCUUCGAGCUUAUUGCCACGGAGGAGACCGAGAGGAGGAUGGAUUUCUACGCAGACCCGGGCAUUUCUUUUUAUGUCUUGUGCCCGGAGAACGGAUGCGAAGACAAUUUUCAUGUUUGGAGUGAAAGUGAGGACUGCUUACCUUUUCUGCAGCUGGCUCAGGACUACAUUUCUUCUUGUGGUAAAAAGACACUACAUGAAAUUCUGGAAAAAGUCUUCAAAUCAUUUAGACCUCUAUUGGGGCUUCCAGAUGUAGAUGAUGCAUUUGAAGAAUAUCAUGCAGAUGUGGAAGAAGAUGAGGCCGAAGCUGAUCCCCAGCAGAUGGGUGUCAGUCAGCAGUAAUGUUCAGAGGAAUUAAUAUAUAUAUAUAUUAUCUUACCAGGUUUCCCUUUCUAUCAGGCUAUUUGACAAUGAAUAGCGGUAUUGCUGCACUUCAAAGACCUCAGUUUUCAAAUUUGACUUAACGUUUGUUUUGUUCUGAUUGACUUUACAUUUUAUUUGUAAUACAUGUAUUGAUCCAAGUACAAAGACAUGGAAAAAGAAAAGCACCUCUAUCACAAGAAUGAAUGAACAACUCUCAACUAUUGUCCAGGCUGGUGGAGGAUUGCUGGAAUUGUCCUUCAACAAAUAAGUGCAUUAAAGUUACAAAGUGCAAUAAAACCUUUUGAAUAUUUAUGCACAAGAAGGUGCUCUUUAUAUAUCUGAAUUCUCUAUGUUUUAACAAGAUGGCUUACAAUACAGAGAUUAGUUACCUCACUGUAACUAGAUACAUCCUUGAUUAACUAGAAUCCAAAAUACAUUACAUUUCAAGUUCAUAACGUUAAGGAAGGGAGGCAGGUUUUCAUCAUUUUGUUGGCAUCUUUAUGUUUUAGGAAUUGUAGUUCUGCAACAUUUGGAGGGCUACAGAUUCCUUUUUUAAAAAAGAAUUCUUUUUAAGAGGAAUCCUUUAGUGUGAUGAUGAUGAUGUUGAUGAUGAUGAUUUAGAGAUUGCAAACCUGUCAAAUGUAUUGCAAAAGAAAGAAAGAUAUUGGUUAACCUGCUUAAAAUUAGUGGUCAUUCAAUGAAAUCUUAUUCAUGUUGCCUUCUCCUAAAUGCCUGGGCAUAAAAUAAAAACUGUAGCUCAGCAUCACUAUCUUGCAAUUAAAAAGUUAUCAUUUUUUUCAUGAUGAAGUCUUUUUUUUCUACUUCUACUGAAGAAUGUAUGCUAUGAAUAAUAUUUUGCCCACAGAAAACUAUCUACGCUUUCACUUUCUUUAAAGGAAAUGACUAAAGGGGAAAGGUUGAGGGUGAUAGCUUAAUAAGAAAAAAGCAACCCAUGACCAAGCCUAUUUCAUUGUAGUUUUAAGUGUCUGGACAAACCCGUUGUUUUGUUAACAGUAUAAGUUCGAGUAGCUAUAUUAUGUUUUCUCAACUUUUUGGGAUUUGUAAUUUGAUAACAAAUAACAAAUUCAUUCAAUAAAAUAAGAUGGAUGGGGAUAAUAGAUGGAUGAUAUGUGUUGCAUACUGUAAAGCUGCAUUUACUCUGUUAUCUUGACACAGAGCAAGAAAAUAGUUCCAUCAGAACUGAAGAGUUGCAAUGUCAUUAAUUAGGCAAUUCCAAGCUAAAUGAAGCCACAGGAAAAGACAGUAUACAUUAACGUAGACCUGUGCAAAUUUGAAAUUUGAAAUAGAAACAGAUGCUUCAGUUAGAAUAAAGGUUGUUUUGUUUUCCUACCCAAAGACUUGCAGCAAGUCUUUCAUGAGCAAAAACUAGCAACAUUUCUUGUCAACCUCUAGGGGCCAGUGCAGCCUAGAUUUUCACCGCACUUCCAAUUUUUGCUGUUCUAUUUUCUUAACAAUGUAACUUUUGCUUGUAUCUUUGAUAGAAAAUUAGCACUGUCAUUGUCAAUUGUAAACCACAUCACACCUCCAAUAGAUUCUGAAAAGGACUCCCUAGUAAAGGAAAAACAAUUGUUUACAAAGUCCUACCUUGUUAAGUGAGCAGAGACAUUUACAUAGACUAAUUGAAAAGAAGAUAUGAUUUAUCUUGUCUUUGUCCAAGUACUAAAUAUUAGAAUCUCUAACUCCUGAUCAAACUCCAUUUGAAUUGGAAGAAGCAGAAACUCAGUUUUGAAGGUUGGAGAGACCCAUGAUGUCUUUCAGUCGAGAGAAAAUGGGAUUAAAUGGUGAGGAUCUUAAUUAAUUUAAAUAAAGCAGGGAAAGAAAUAGCUUAGGGCAUGAAGCAGAACAAAAGGGUAGAAAUUAAGUGCUGGCUUGAGGGGUGCAAACCUGGAAAUUCUGUGCAGCCUCAAGUUGUACACCCCCACUACCCCAUUUCUUCAUGGGUGAAGAUUUAAGUUUAAAUUACACCUAACAAAAAGUCUAUAGUUCUUAAUUCAUUUAUUUUGUAAUCUUUUUAAUAUCUGAAACAAGACAUAAUGUGUUAGUGUAAUUUACACUAUAAACAAUGCUAUUUCUUUCCACUUGCAGAUGAAAAGAAAAUAUGUUCCUAUGCCCACCUGUGUUUAUCAAGCAGUCAUGGGGAUUAACUAGUUGUUGGUCAUUAAUUGGAAUGAGAACCAUUAAUAAUGUGGCAUUUAUUAUAAAAAGAAAACUUACAAAUAGAUUAUUUAAAGCCAUCAUAUUGUUUGCCAAAAGGCUUAAGGGGCCUUUAGCCUUUUAGCAAAUAAUCCUAGAUUUUAAGAAGAUAGAAUAAGCGAGGUCAUUCAUACAUUUGAGUGUCCAAUUCAUUAAAUGUUAUGGAAAAUAUAUAACAGCAAGAAUAACGUGCCAGAUAUGAGAUCCCCUAGUAGACAUAGGGAGCUCCAAUUUGAGGAUUAAGUGAACCAGAGGAAUUAGAGAUGGUCCAGGAAAAAUUUGUGACAUAAGUAUUGGUUUACCCUGAUGUACACCAGCAGUGGCAUUGAAAUUAGAUGGGGGCCAUCCAUUGAUUUGCAUAAGGGUAACAAAAACAAUUUCACAUCAUAGAGGACAAGCUCUCAUGGCAAGACAAUGCCUCCACGAAAAAUUCAACAGUACUGAAUAAGCAAAUUCAUGUUCAAACUAUUCUCACAAUUUUUACCUGAUCAACAACUGUUGAAUUACAUAAAUUACCAUACAUUAUUGAGACAUUAUUUAAAGAUGAUUAUUAUUAUAUAAUUAAAUAUUUUAGAGAGUAUAAAGAGCACUUACACAAGCUUCAGUUGGCUAAUUAAUACAGAUUUCUUAAAGAUGGAAAAGGAAUAUUUAUUUACAUCUCUCACAUCCCAUUUCCCUGAAACAAGCUUUCACAAAACAGUUUUGUUUUUGACAAUGCCAUCAGCCUGUUCAUUGGAAGGUAUAAAGGAUUACCAAUUAUACACCACUUAUGUAUUUGUGUUAAUUCACAGGUGAAAGAUCUGAUCCACUGCAAAUUAUAUCAGGAACCCAUAGUAGAUUUAUUAUACCUUUAUUAUGCCAUAGUAGAUUAAUUAUGCUUUUGUUAACCCAGCUUAAUCAGUCUGGCAUAGGAGAAAAAAUCUAUUUCAGGCUGACGUAUAUAAACAUGUACAUUAAAAAAAACAAAAACCACCAAGCUGUGUUGUCUGAAAUGGCCAUAAAAAAGACAAUGAAUGCCAAUUUUGACAGUACUAUUAAUUGUAGGGGUUAUACGAAUUAAACUGAUAAAGAUUGUUGUAAUUUUAUAUGAAUUUUGCUAAAAACUAUGGUUGCAAAUAAAUGUAUUAAAUGUAACUAGUUGUCAGUUGUAUUUUUGUAAGUUAAUAUUUUUAAACUUUCAUUUUUGUAGAAAAAGGAUAAAAUACAUUUGAAAAAAAUCUAAAAAGCUAAAUCUCUAGCUAUUCUUAAAUUGGGGCACCAAAAGUAGGGAUUGCAGUUUUGUCUCUUGCUAUCUAUUACAAUGGAACAGCUGUAAAAGUAUUUGUAAAAAUGGUAACACAAAGAAGAUCUAGGAAAAAUGCUUCAGUUUAUCUUAUCUUUAAUUUAAUUUGGACUUUGUAUUUGAGAGAGAUUCCUAAGUUUAUGCUAAAAUCAAAAGUGGAAGCAUUACAUUUUGAGGAAAUACUAAAGAAAUUCCUCUUAACAAUAGAUAAUUAUUUUUUGGCUUAACAAUGUUGUUUGCUAAGAAGCUAAAAAAAACAUUUUUUCUCCUGCACAUCUUGAAAAAGAUAUAAGAGAAAAAGCUUCAUGAUUAUUUCAAUAAUUUCAAUAAUCAGACUCACAAUCUUGGUGCCCUCCUUAUAUGCUGUUUCUAAGUUUAAAAAUGGGAUUUAUUUAAUGAACAACUAGAAAGAAAGCUUUAUUACCAUGUUUAUUGGAUUCAAUUGUGUAAAGUUCUUGUAAAACCAUGUGAAAAGACAGCUGCAAGAGCACAACUGUUCAGAGUUGUGUUUCUGACAAGAAGGUCAUAGUGAGAGGCCAGAACAAAACAAAAGACAGAAGACAAAUGAUGAGAGGAUGUGCCAAUGUUACACUGUACACUGCAACAACCAUCUUUCCCUGCUGUGACAUACAGGUUUUGCCAAUUACACCAUGUGUAGUUUGUUUCACAGCUGUGAAAAAUGAUCAUCAGAUUUGUUUUUCACUGAUCUGUAUUUGCCUCGCUAAUAUGUGUAUCACUGC
Molecule: messenger RNA, 4926 nt
Organism: Ahaetulla prasina
Lineage: Eukaryota; Metazoa; Chordata; Lepidosauria; Squamata; Colubridae
Gene: MTURN
Product: maturin, neural progenitor differentiation regulator homolog
Exons: 4
Coding region: 277-669 (130 amino acids)
Biological process (GO): regulation of signaling; positive regulation of megakaryocyte differentiation
Cellular component (GO): cytoplasm
Source: RefSeq, a predicted model, not a curated record